Molecule: messenger RNA, 3196 nt
Organism: Myiozetetes cayanensis
Lineage: Eukaryota; Metazoa; Chordata; Aves; Passeriformes; Tyrannidae
Gene: UBE2Z
Product: ubiquitin conjugating enzyme E2 Z
Exons: 7
Coding region: 1-1086 (361 amino acids)
Biological process (GO): negative regulation of apoptotic process
Cellular component (GO): nucleus
Molecular function (GO): cysteine-type endopeptidase inhibitor activity; ubiquitin conjugating enzyme activity
Source: RefSeq, a predicted model, not a curated record
AUGGCGGAGAGCCCGGCGGCCGAGGACGCGGCCCCGGCCCCGGCCGCGGUGCUGGGGGCGGCCGGCGGCGGGGGCAGCGCCUCCCCGAGCGCCGCCGGCUCGGCGGGCACCCCCGGCGUCUUCAUCCCCGCCGAGCUCUGGGCGGCCGCGGGUUUCGGCGCCGCCGCCGCCGCCGCGCCCGGCACCGGCGUGGCCCCCGCGGGCGGCGGGGCCCCGAUGGCGGCGGCGGCGGCGGCGGGGGCCGCGCUCCUCACGCACUCGGCCUUCUGGGACCCCACGGUCAGCGGGGACUGGGACAGCGAGAGGCCCAGCCCGGCCUGCCUGCUGCGGAUCAAGCGGGAUAUCAUGUCCAUCUACAAGGAACCACCCCCAGGAAUGUUUGUUGUGCCUGAUCCCCACGACAUGACCAAGAUUCAUGCAUUGAUCACAGGCCCAUUUGACACGCCUUAUGAAGGGGGUUUCUUCUUGUUCCUGUUUCGCUGUCCUCCAGAUUAUCCCAUCCACCCACCCCGGGUCAAACUGAUGACAACGGGAAAUAACACAGUGAGGUUUAACCCCAACUUCUACCGCAAUGGGAAAGUCUGCCUGAGUAUUCUGGGCACCUGGACCGGGCCUGCCUGGAGCCCAGCUCAGAGCAUCUCCUCAGUCCUCAUCUCCAUCCAGUCGCUGAUGACCGAGAACCCUUAUCACAACGAGCCCGGCUUCGAGCAGGAGAGGCACCCCGGGGACAGCAAGAACUACAACGAGUGCAUUCGGCACGAGACCAUCCGCGUGGCAGUGUGUGACAUGCUGGAAGGGAAGUGUCCCUGUCCCGAGCCAUUAAGGGGUGUAAUGGAGAAGUCCUUCAUGGAAUAUUACGACUUCUAUGAAGGGGUGUGUAAAGAGAGGCUGUACCUCCAAGGACAAACGAUGCAGGACCCUUUCGGUGAAAAGCGAGGCCACUUUGACUACCAGUCCCUCUUGGUGCGUUUGCAAGGAAUCCGGCAGAAGGUGCAGGAGAAACACCAGCAGGAGAACCCGGAGAUAGACUCUGAGAGCAGCUCCUCCGAGACAGAGACAGACACGCAGGGCUGCUCCAAAGCUUAGAGCCUCGGGCCUGCUCUGCCUGCACGCCCUGACAGACUCCACAACCAAACCACUGCCAGAGCAGGGGGCACGGGGGACUCCUCCUGCCUCCCUGCGCUGCUCUGGUGGGAAACGCUGACUGAGGAGACUUCACGUAGACAAAGCCGAGCUUGUGACAGGCUACUCGUACAAGGUACUUCCUGCGCUAGAAAGCCGGAGCAUGUGGCAUCAGGUUAUUUUUCUUUUGGAAACACCUACACUGGUUGUUUGAGGUUUCUUUUUUUUUUUUUUUCCUCCCCUCCAUUUGAUUAAAGAAUGAGAUCUAGACUGCAAACCCUUGACAGCUUUUCUGUUCCUAGACAGUGAGCCCUUCCCCUGAACGUGGAGCUGUGGCUGGGGAAGCGCUUUGAUGAGUCCAGGGUGUGUCCAGGUGAAACCUGGGAGAGGUGGAGCCUCUCUGCUCCGUGGAGCCCAGCUACCUGAUGUCUUUCUUCUAGGCAGACCAAAGAUAAAGAGCAGUGGUGGAGUUUGGGCUCCUUUCUGAAAGCUUUACUCAAGCCCCGGGUGACUUUUGAACUCCGGGUGCAAAGGGGCAGAUGGAAAGUGGAAGCUGCAGGGAUCCGUAAGUGGAGUGCAGGUGUGUCCAUCCUGGCGUUUUUGGGGAAGGGAGGAUGAGGGAACCACUGGUCAGAGAUGGGGGGAGCACUUAUAAACCAGUCUAGUUUGUGCAUUAUUUUUUUAAGAUUUUGAUUUGAAUUUAGCGUUCUGGAAGCGUUUCAUUCGUGUUUCCUCACCUGAAGUUCUCUGCUUUCCACCUCUCCAGUCAGCGUCACAUGUUAUUUUCCUCCCAUCUUCCUCCCUCCCUGCUGCUCCCUUGGUCCAUCAGAUGGAAAUGCUGGAGUAAGGGGCAACUCCUGGCUGGCGUUUUUUGGAGGUGGACGCCUUGUUACGGACAAAUUCCUUUGCCAAACUUGGCUGAGUGUUGGAAGCCUUGAACACUUGAGCGGAUCUGAGUGUUUCAAAGAGCAGGUUUAUCCUGUGAGUGAAGGCCACCCUCUUGGAGAGGUGUCUGCUGGCUGUGCCAUUCCCUCCGACGUGUUCAGUGGGUGGAGAUGAGAAACCCACUUCCUCCAGGUAACUGAGCCUGGGGAGGAUUGAUUGGAGCAGAGUUUUGUUGAUAAGAGCUUAUGAUCUUUUUUUUUUUUAAUUUUUAAUUAUUUUGAUGGGAGCUUUGAUAGAAAGCUAAGCAUGAAGUUGCACAUUGUCCUGGGCCCUCUCCCAGUUUCCUUAAACACCUUCCCACCAGUCUGGCCCCGUUGCAGAUUCCUGGUGGUGGUGGGAGAACUUCCAACACCAGCACAGCGAGGCAAUGCCCCGUGUGCCAUGGGAUUAUUCCCAGCCUUUGUGAUUUAUCUCAACCCUCAGAGCCCUCAGAACCCUGCACUCUGCCAGGCUGAAAGGUGGAAACAUUUCGGAAUUAAGGUGUUGUUUAACAACUGGAGAAAUUUGGUUUUCCUCCUUGAGCAAACUCCCCUGGGUCACGAUUUAGACUCAAAAUCUUCCCUGCAGGGAAAGCUGAGCUGCCACAGGACUCGCUGAGCAGGGGGUAAAGGAAGUGGGGUUCACCGUGGGAUGAGCUGUGGGUCUCCUGAGAGGUCUGUCACCACCUCCUCAACCCCACUGUAAAUGUCACGUUGUUUGUCGCCCUUCGGUAGCGUCGUGGGUGGAGCUGUGGCUCUGCUGCCUCCCCGGGGCAGGGCUGGCUCUGAACUCGUGUGUGGUGCAUGUGGUGUGACCAUCACCCAUCCAAGGAAACGAGAAAAUGCCUUAUUGUGGACACUACUCACCCACCUCGCAUGUGGCUGUAAGAGAAGUAUUAGUUUUCUAGCUCUGACGUUCUGUCCUGCCAUUUCUGAAUGUCUCCAUUUCCAAGUGACAAUCCUCAAUGACUGCUCUAGGCAGAGAUGUUUUAGCAACAGAUUUUUAGACCUAAUUGAGUUGAAAAUAUAUGCACAAGAGUCACUCUAAGAUACCUUGUUUAUAUACUAUUGUACAUAAGAUUCUUUUUUUUUUUUUUCCUUUUUUUUUUCUUUUCUUUUUUUUUUGUGCAAUAAAGUUUGUUUUGGCAGAA